Messenger RNA from Anguilla anguilla (European eel), 2220 nucleotides. It is a transcript of the gene fam177a1a, whose product is annotated as family with sequence similarity 177 member A1. The transcript is spliced from 5 exons. The record is from RefSeq and is a predicted model, not a curated record. Lineage: Eukaryota; Metazoa; Chordata; Actinopteri; Anguilliformes; Anguillidae. Bases 84 to 713 code for a protein of 209 amino acids.
UCUUGGAGACGUCAUGUCCGUUUUGCAGCGCCGAAAAGAAUCGACAACAAAACCGACUCCCAGUGGGUGUUGAAGAACGAGAGAUGGCAGAGCUUUCGCUUUAUCUUACAAACAUCAAUGUGUCUUUGGGACAAAAUAUGGACGUAGAAAAGAGCCAAAAUGCUGGAAAGGACUUUGAGAGUGUGGAGUUGGGUGAGUUGGGCAAGAAGCAGAAAAAACCUCGCAAGAUCAUUCACUUUGCCAGUGGAGAGACCAUGGAGGAGUACAGUACGGAGGAGGAAGAAGAGGAGGAACCUGAGAAGAAGGAUCUGAUGUCUGCCCCUGACCCGGCAAAAUUGACCUGGGGGCCCUACUUUUGGUUCCACAUGUGGAGAGCUGCCACUUCUACUGUCUCUGUUUGUGACUAUCUUGGAGAAAAGAUGGCCUCAUUUUUUGGAAUCACCUCACCGAAGUACCAGUAUGCUAUCGAUGAGUAUUACAGGAUAAAGAAAGAGGAAGAAGAGGAAGAGGAGGAGAACCGCAUGUCUGAGGAGGCAGAGCGCCACUUCACAGAGCAGCAGAACCAGGAGGGCCAGGAGCCAACGACGGAGCAGCCCGAGGGCACCGCCUCCUUUGUGAACAUCACUUUUGAGCUGGAGAAAGAGACCCAAGCCAUGGCUGACACUCACACCAUGUCUGACACUAACAGAGCCACCGCCCCCAUCCCUACCUAACACACUGUUAACCUGGUUUGAUAAUGUUAUUUUCUGUGACGGCAUAAGAUUUGUCUCCUCUUAAGUGUUUGUUUUGCAACAACAAACUUAACUGGUUGAAAUUUGUGUAGCGAAGUUACUUAAACGGAGAUCUACAAUUUGAAGACCUGUUUACGAAUGUAAUGCAGCAGGUUUGUUGAUCUGUAUACGCUGACCUUGAGGUUUUGUAUUUUGCACGCGUAUACUCGACACUACUGUGUCAAACAUUUGUCAAAUUCCAGUUGCCUUUACACUGUGAGUUUGAGGUUGUUACAUAGGACAGAGGACAAGUGUCUCCUGAUGAAGGAUGUUACAAGUAUGUAUAUUCAGUGUUUGGAAGGAAGUACCGAGCCAAAGGAUUUUCUUUUAUGCACGAGCAAAUCAACAUGCUCAAUCUUUACAUAUAAAUACAAAUGACUAUAGCAAUGUUUGUCCUUGAAUGAUGAGUACGUAAUUCAAGGAUAGGUUCAUAAUUACAACACUGAAAUACUGUUCUGAAACUAAAAGCACCUGACGUGCAUUUUUGGGAAAGAACAAUAUACUGUAUAUCCCAUCUAAUUGUAACCAUUAUGUUCAAAAUUUCAAGCAGUCAGCAUCCUGGUGUGUGUGUGGUAGUUUGAGGUGUAGCAUUUUUAGUGAGUUGAAACAAAUUUUGUACACCUGAUGAUGGGGUUCAACCAUUUGACAGUUGAGGUCAGUUCAAAUCUGAAAAUCAUCAACCAGCAAGAUGGUUUUAAAAGAUUUACACAAAUUUGAGAACUAUUAAGAUUUAGAAUAUCUGCUCACGGAUGAUGUGGUCUUAAAGAUUCCUUCAUAGGUAUGAACUGUGUACGAGUAAGGUUUUUUUUUUUUUUUUUUUUUGAAAACUCAACAUCUCAUUUUAGUUUUCUUCCUCAUAACUGGCCAUUAGAUUUAGUACUUCCGCCCCUUAAUUCGUUUGAAAAAUGGUGCAAAUUAUGACAGGAGCAGACGCUAAGUAGAUUUGUUUUUCAAUAUACUUUUUAAAAAAAAUUCAAAUUCUGGUAAAAAAAAAAAAAAACUAAGAAUUUGCUCUGUAUUAAAAAAGGUUGCACUAUGCUUUAGACAGUAGAUGCCUAGCAUUCUGAGCUAAGCAUCUCAUUUUUUCAUUGAUAUUUUCCACCAAAUUUGGGCAUUAGGAAUGGUUGCCUGUGUUAUUUUUCAGUGAAUCCACACCUUUUCUUGUAUAUGCAAGGUUCAAACAUCUUGAUAAAUAUUAAUAUUUUCCUUCAACAAGGCCAGUGUGUAUUCCGUAUUCACUGGUGGAAAACAUCCUUAAGACCCAAGUGUGCACUUAAAGUAAUUAAUCAUGGUAUUUUCAGUCUAUUUACAACAGAAAUGUAACAAGUCCUCAUUGUUUAUAAAACUUUUAUUUAUGUAAAUCUUUCAAUUGAAGGCUUUUUUAAAAUAAUUAUUUGGGGAAAUUGCUCAUUUUGUACAUAAUCUAGCUUAAUAAACUUUUAAUAACUAA